This is a messenger RNA of Hippocampus zosterae (dwarf seahorse), 4463 nucleotides long. RefSeq names its product RAP1 GTPase activating protein a (gene rap1gapa). The transcript has 26 exons. Gene Ontology annotation, molecular function: GTPase activator activity. Gene Ontology annotation, cellular component: cytoplasm. Lineage: Eukaryota; Metazoa; Chordata; Actinopteri; Syngnathiformes; Syngnathidae. Gene Ontology annotation, biological process: activation of GTPase activity; regulation of small GTPase mediated signal transduction. The record is from RefSeq and is a predicted model, not a curated record. Bases 298 to 2601 code for a protein of 767 amino acids.
GAAAUACACAUAGGUGACUGCUGGGAAUAAAUUAAUUCAUUUUCCUAUACACAUUUAGGAACGUCCACCAAAGGGGUACGACUGUAUGCCACUACACUUGGCGGUUCGCAGGAGACUGACAUUGUCAGCACACCCUAGUCUAUUCCAUGCCGCUCAGCCUGUGUCUUUCCCUCCCUGUUUGUGAAGGAGGCGUGUAAGCAAAGAAGAGGCAGUUGGGGGCAGUGGACUAACACACAAGCUCCGUCAGAAUAAAGUGACGAGUCCAUUCAGCUCUCGGUGGACUCAGUCACAGCAGGUAUGCCGCAAAGAAAGAGGAGUUUCACUUUUGGAGCCUAUGGAGGGGUGGACAAGACCUUCUCCAAGGCAAGGAGCAUAUGGAAACAUGAUGGGAGUGAGCCCAGACUUUGUGGCGCACUAGAGCCUCAGCUGUUCCAGCCAAAACUUGCGCAGAGCGCCGUGACAACUCAGAAGACUGCGGAGUUAUUUGAAAUGAUUGAAAAGAUGCAGGGCAACAGGAUGGAUGAGCAGAGAUGCACCUUUCCACCUCCACUCAAGACCGAGGAGGACUACAUUCCCUAUCCAAGUGUCCAUGAGGUUUUGGGAAGGAAGAGCCCCUUUCCUCUUAUCCUUCUGCCACAGUUUGGUGGUUACUGGAUUGAGGGAACAAAUCACGAGCUGCGUAAUAGUCCGGACUCAUCGGCGCCGAUGCAGACUUUGUCCCCGGACACUCGCACAAAGCUGGAAUGUAACACAACGGCCACACUCUACCGCAAACACUUCCUGGCAAAGGAACACUUUAAUUACUAUUCAGCAGACAGCGCCCUGGGACAUCUGGUGUUCUCUUUAAAGUACGAUGUGAUUGGUGACCAGGAGCAUCUCCGACUAAUGCUUAGGACCAAACAAAAAACAUACCACGAUGUCAUCCCCAUCUCCUGCCUGACUGAGUUUCCCAAUGUGGUCCAAAUGGCCAAGCUUGUCUGUGAGGAAGUCAACGUGGACCGCUUCUUCCCAGUGCUUUAUCCAAAGGCCUCACGACUUAUUGUGACUUUUGAUGAACACGUCAUAAGCAACAACUUCAAGUUUGGGGUCAUUUAUCAAAGGUUUGGACAGACUUCAGAGGAGGAGUUAUUUGGCAAUAGCCUAGAGAGUCCUGCCUUUGUGGAAUUCCUGGCGUUUCUUGGAGAGAAAAUUGAGCUUCACAACUUUAAGGGAUUCCGUGGUGGCUUGGACGUGACUCAUGGCCAGACUGGCACAGAAUCCGUCUACUGCAACUAUGGCAAUAAAGAGGUCAUGUUCCACGUGUCCACAAAGCUGCCGUACACCGAGGGGGACACGCAGCAGUUGCAGAGAAAGAGGCAUAUAGGCAACGACAUUGUGGCAAUUGUAUUCCAAGAAGAAAAUACUCCCUUUGUGCCAGAUAUGAUUGCCUCCAACUUCCUCCAUGCCUAUGUUGUGGUCCAAGUGGUCAACGCAUGUUCGGACAAUGUUCUCUACAAGGUGUCUGUGACAGCACGAGAUGAUGUACCUUUCUUUGGUCCCGCCCUCCCAAAUCCUGCUGUCUUCAAAAAAGGCCUUGAGUUCCAUGAAUUCCUUUUCACUAAACUCAUCAAUGCUGAAUACGCCUGCUAUAAAGCUGAAAAGUUUGCCAAGUUAGAGGAACGAACCAGGUCAGCCUUGUUGGAAACGCUUUACGAGGAGCUCCACGUGAACAGUCAGGCCAUGAUGGGCGUCGGGGGAGAUGACGACAAGCUGGAGAACGGCGGCGGUGGUGGCAGUGGAGGCUUCUUUGAGUCCUUCAAGCGGGUGAUACGCAGCAGGAGCCAGUCUAUGGAUGCCAUGGGUCUUACUUUCAAGAAGCCGCACGCGAUGCCCGCUAGCCUCAGCGGAAGCUUUAACCACAGCACACCCGCAGAGAGCCCCAAAUUCCCAGGGAUAUCAUUGCUUGUCCCAGGAAAAAGUCCCAGUAAAUAUGGACGUCGAGGCAGUGCCAUAGGAAUAGGAUCAGUAGAAGAGUCUCUGAUCAUCCCGGGGAAAAGCCCCACAAGGAAAAAGUCUGGUCCCUUCAGCUCCAGGCGGAGUAGUGCCAUCGGGAUUGAAAACAUCCAGGAAGUGCAGGAGAAAAGUAGAGAGAACUCCCCGAACACCCAAAAGACCCCCGACAGCGGCCACGUCUCUCAGGACCAGAAAUCGGACAACUCGUCCAAUCAGAGCUCACCUGAGGGGCUCACCAUUGCCAAGAACAGGGCCCCAUCCAUCCCCGAGGCCAACGACCUUUCGCGCUCCUCAUCCAAUGCCAGCAGCUUCGCCAGCGUGGUCGAGGAGAACGAGGCAGUAGAGGAUUACGACACGGGCAUGGUGAGUUCCGUGUCCCUCAUGCUGCAAAGGGAGAGAAGAUUUCCAGAGAGUUUGUCGUCCGCCGGGACACCGCACAAGCGGGAUUCUCUGACGUACAGCACAUGGCUGGACGACAGCCUGAGCAGCCCCAGCACCAACAGCCGCGGCAGCUCGCCAGGUCCUGCUAAAAGUGAGCGAGGGAAAGGAAUAGACAUUCGCAUCAAACUCGAGCGACCUCACGAUCAUCAGUCAUCAUCGAACUGUUAGCUCAGCCCACCUACUAGCGUCGUGGAUUCCCAUCUUCAGCAUUCCCAUCACGGUCCCUCCGGGAGAUGAGCGAAGUACAGGCGUUUGCCAUGACCAUGUGCAGAACGGGGGAUAGGAGCAGCAGCAGGCUACGGGCAUGGAACCCCGUCUAACGGCUGCUCGGUGAUGGCCGCAGCGUGGCGCAUUAACACAUAGGGCAGGUGGCGUGGCAGGAGGGCCAGACUUCUUCACAGUGUGAUUUCCUGGCACUCUAUUCUUUGUCACUGAGCUGCAAAUGCACACUCACCGUUCCCGCAACCUGAAAUGUUUUCAUGCCUGACACGUUUGAGUAUGUCUUCUUGAGUGUUCCGACUCCACAGGGUAAAGACAUGGAACUCUUUGUGAAAAGGAACUUACAGAUUUGUAGUUGGUUUAAUUCAAAUUCAAAUAAUUUAAUUUUGAAAAGGGACAGUGUACAUUAAUUGAGAUUUUAAUACAUGUGAAUGCACUCAAGAUCGUUGCAAGACUAGUUCUCAUUGAAGGUCUCUAUGCUUGAUGUUACUGCACAUCUUCGAAUAACUAAGUGUACAAAAUACACAACAGAAAAAAAUGUACAUUAUCACUAAAAGUAUAUAAUACAGUUAAUAAAAUCCGGACACGAUGUCCACAAUCACAUCACACAAAUAACAAAAUUGUUUUUCCAACGCCGUAGCCAAAAUGAUGCAGUGGUGCCUUGAGACAGGACUGACCCCACUUAUUUCAAGAUACAAGCCGUCAUUAUGCAAUUUAGUCUUUUGUUUUUUUGCUUUGGCUUGCAAGUGCAAACUUGGGAUACGAGCACUGGAUGGUGACAGAGGGUAGUUGUGACUCUUCUUCGUUUGUCUGUAUGACUGUAUUAUACUGCUCCUUGGUGGCCAAAGUGGGCACACCACAGGGAGCUGAAGAAUAUUGAAUCGAAGCACUAACAUGAAAUCACGGGUGCCCAAGUCCAGUCCUUGGGAGCCCCUAUUCAGCCCCUAUUACACGUUUCCCUUUACAAGCUUGCUAAUUAGCCAAUAAGUUGAAUCGGAUGUGUUGGAGGAGAGAAACGUGUAAAAAAAAAAAAAGGCUGAAUAGGGGCUCCUGAGGACCGGACUUGGGAACCUCUGUAUGAAGUCAUGAUGCACAAGCUGUUUACCUAUUUAUAUUCUAUCAUUAUGCUAAUAUCCUUACGUUUUUAUGAAGUACAAUAUAGAGUGCUAUUUUUCUGAUACACGUGUCUAAAGAAACAUUUCGCAGAGUGAGGCGGGGGGGCGGGGAUUUUGUAUUUCCAAUCAUUUCAAUGGGCAGAGGUGAUUAUCGAUACGAUAGUCACGGAAGGAAUUGAACUUGUAUUUUAAGGCACCACUGCAUUUUUCACAUUUGACAGUUUUUGUCAUUUUCCAACUGUUAAGUGACUGCCCGUCCUCAUUUCAUGGAUGCAAAUAUCCUGCAGCCGACGAGAGAAGGCGGUACCUGAUUCCACCGAGUCACUCCAGUACGGCCGAUAUUUGUUGUGAACUUUUGGAAGCAUCCGCCUUUUACAUGUUUUCAUGCUUUGUGUUUCCUGACCACUUUCUAUUUAAUAAUUUUCUCUAUUUAAUCUUCUACUUUGUUUUUCUUUCAAUGUUUUAUUUAUGAAUUGCAUUGGUUCUUUUUGGAGUGAUGCUCUUCUUUUUCUUUAGUGUGAAUUUGAAUGUUUUGAACUGUGAAAUUCUUCAGGUGUCAACUUAUUGGUAAAAAAUGUUUAAAAUGAUCUUUUAUUUGCUUUGAAGUUGAGCAGAAAAUGCGCGAAAUUCAACUACUGAUGAUGUAAAUAUUUUUUUGAUUGUGUAAAUAUUUUUUGGGAGAGGGUAAAAUAAAAA